Anopheles merus is the source of this 3246-nucleotide messenger RNA. RefSeq lists its product as uncharacterized. NCBI's taxonomy places the organism in Eukaryota, Metazoa, Arthropoda, Insecta, Diptera, Culicidae. The transcript has 5 exons. Bases 189 to 3146 code for a protein of 985 amino acids. The record is from RefSeq and is a predicted model, not a curated record. Gene Ontology annotation, biological process: DNA damage checkpoint signaling; DNA repair.
AUCAACAAUACCUCGCUCGGCGUGCUGCGUGCGUUUGGUGACCGGAAUGUGACCGCAGCAAACGGUGAAAUGGCUAGCUGUUGAUAUUUAAUUGGUGUUUCGUUGUAAAACAGAGCUGUUAUAGAUGUAUAUUGUUAGUUUGUUAAAGUCGCCCACUUUUGUUUACGUGUGUUCGUGUGGCGGUUACGAUGGCGAAACGGUUCGGGCACUUCCAGCUGAAGCAACCGCUCACCUCGAAAAAACCGAAGCUCGACAUCGAAAUCGUCCCGAGCCAGCAGUACAACCCACAGCCGAGUACUUCCAAGGCGGGCAGCUCCUCAGGUGCGGGCAAAAGUGCCGCCACAGCUGCCACCACCGCCACAGCGGAAAACCUGUGGGACGAUGACGACGACGACAUUAUCGUGCUCGCGACCCAGGCCAUCGAGGCGGACCUUACGUUCGGCAAGUUUAGCCGCAGCGUCAAGACGAGCACGCAGCAAACGACGGAGGUGAUCGCGGCCGGGGGACAGCACACCGGGGCAGGGAAGCUUCCGGGCAAGGUACCGGACAAGCUGGUGGCGGAACUGUUUGCCGACGGGGAGGAUGAUUUGUUUUCGGAAAAGCUCGAUGACAACUAUCGCAACAUCGACAACGCGAUCAACGACUACUUCAACAACAACGAUGAUGACUUCAAUCUGGACGAGUUCCGGCAGGAAGAGCAAGCACCGUCGGUUGGUGGGAGGCGUGAACCCGCACCGAAAGCUUCGUGGGAGGAAGCACCGUCGGUUGGUGGGAAGCGUUCAGGGGAACCGCAGCCACCGAAAGCUUCCUGGGAGGAACCACCGUCGGUUGGUGGGAAGCGUGAACCCGCACCGAAAGCUUCGUGGGAAGAAGAGUUUAAGGUACCCCCGGCGCCACUGCCACCGGCGGGAGCGAAAGGGAGUGAACCGAGCAAGGCUUACCACAAGGAUGAACCGACCUCUACCUCGCGGUUAGGUAUUUUUAGGCCGAAAACCUCCACCGCAACAUCGUUUAAAGCUACCCCAUCACACACCCCCAAACCGGAAGCGGAAGAAAAGCCCGAACUAGCCUCUAGCCAAAAGCAGGAAUAUGCCAAGGACAUUCAGGUGAAGUUUCUCACCAAGCACGUGGAGCAGCUGGCAAAGAAGGUGGACAGCUUGCAGAAGGACUACACCGAAGCGGUGGAAAAGGCCCAGGUCAAGGACGGCGAAGUGUCGAUGCUGCGGUACGAGCUGAAAAUGGUGAAAACCGCCAACGAGCAGCUGCGGCUGGAGAAGAUGCGCGAGAAGGAAACGAUCCAGAAGGAGUGGAUCGAGAAGAUGAAGAAUCUGGAGAAAACCAUCUCAGCGCAGAAGGUGGAGAAUGAGUUCAAAGAGAUGGAAAUAAUGAAUCUAAAAACGAAGCGAUUAAACGCCACGUUUCGAUCGGCGGAACCAGCGGAACCACAGCCACCAGAGCCACCGCCGGCUCGUGCUACGGCGGAACCCGCACCCUCAACCUCAGCUCAACCGAAAGCGACGGAAGCCACGGAGGAUGAGUUCGAUCUCGCGUCAAUCCUACCGAAACUGUCCCUUGGCAAAACGCCCGAACUGUGCGAGCCGCUGGACGUUGAUCCGCAAGCGUUCGUGAAUGCAACCGACAGCUCGGUACGGAGUCGACAGCUCCGCAAGUACUCGCGGGUGACGCGCAACGAGUUUACGAUCGGCGAUCAGCUCGUAUCGCUGCAGACCUUUCUGUCCCAGAUGCUAGUCGGCGCAAAGACUUCCGGUGGUGAAACGACGGAGCGGAUUGUCCUGUCCCCCGGCAUGUACCCGCUGGUAGCGAUCGCCACGGAAAAGGGACUGGAAGAGAUCGAUCUGUACUGUCAGCGGUUGGGACAGCACAAGGAGACGGAUUUUCGCCUCAAUGGGCAGAAAAGUACGAUGGAGCAAUCGGCACCGGUGAACGUGUUCCAGCAGGAGCAGCUGUACAAUGGCGAGCAGGCCGUCGUGAUACGGCGCUUCCUGGCGGUGGUCGGACUGUACUGUCGAAUCUCGGACGAGCUGGUAGUGAAGCGAUUGCUGGAGAAGGAGCUCGUGCUACGACUCGCGAAGAAUAUGAAACGGAUCAGUACUGCUAUCAUCUUGACGUCACUGCACGGACUGGUAACGGGUGCGGCUGCACUGCUUAACGGAAUAAGCUUCCGCCCGCGAAGGUUCCUCAUGUACGGUGCGAGCGGUUCCCAGCUGAUGGAACUAUUCCGUUCGAUCGUGCUGUGCCAACCCGAUGCACCGUCCUCGAUGCUGCAGCUGUCCGACUUUCUGCGCCGCCUGUCCCACAUUACGGAUGGCAGUGUGCACCAUCUGCUCAAUCGUCUCUGCAUCAGCCACCAUCCAGUCGAAACGGGUCAGCAGCAGCAACAGCAGAAGCAGGAGGAACAGCAACCCACAACAUCCCGCCGACAGUAUCGGUUAAAAACGAUCAGCUUUUCACUGGGGACCUGCACGCUGCAGAUGUACGCGGCACUGUUGGAGAAUUCCGUCCGGCCACAUGACCGGUACGAGGCGUGGCAGAUGAAACCGUUGUUGACCAACACGGAAAAUACGAUCCACUUCCUGCGGAACGUGCUGCUGCAUCCGGUUGGAUGGGUGAAAUCGUUCUACGACCGGGAGGAUCCGAAUGAGUGUGAGCUUUGCCACAUCCGGAUGGUGUCGGCGUUCGUUACACUGCUGUUCCGGGUGCUGCUGUGCUGGAACCAGCCUUCGGUUAAGGACGAAGAAGAUGUAUCGCACAUUCAAUGUAUCGCCCAGCACGGUGUACUGCUGCUGUACGAACUGUUCCAGACGGCGUACCACAAGAAGCUGUUACGACUCGCAGGGCCCACCGUUCGGUACCGUCUACGGGUAACGUACAACUGGCUGAAGCUGUACCAGAAGGAGUUCAAUUUCGGUGACAUUCACAUAAGAACCCUCGGCAUGUUGGACAUGCGCCUCCUUAUGCCUGAUCCGCUGCGGGCCUAUCUGGAAGCGGAAAGCGACGAUCCGGAAGCUGAAAAGAAAGCGGCCGACAGUGAGGAUGCGCGUAGAGCGGAAAGUAACGCAAUCAUGGAAGAGCUGUUUGCCGGCUUCUUCAAUACUUACGCUAACAAUAGUGCCACACUUUUAUAAUAUAUCUAAUUGUAUGCUUCGCACCCUGCCCGCCUGCGGGACAACACACAGCAUUUUGUAGCGUAUUUUCCUUUCACACUGUGAUUUUCUCUAAGCUUCU